This is a messenger RNA of Terrapene triunguis (Three-toed box turtle), 522 nucleotides long. Its product is annotated as kinesin heavy chain-like. The annotation marks the transcript as partial. The record is from RefSeq and is a predicted model, not a curated record. The transcript has 4 exons. NCBI's taxonomy places the organism in Eukaryota, Metazoa, Chordata, Testudines, Emydidae. Gene Ontology annotation, molecular function: betaine-homocysteine S-methyltransferase activity.
AGCACCCUGCUGGCCCUGGAGACGGAGCUGCAGCGUCUGCAGGAGUUCGGCACCCGCCAGCGCAAGCGCGUGGCCGAGGUGCUCAACGGGCUCAUGAAGGACCUGAGCGAAUUCAGCGUCAUUGUGGGCAACGGGGAGAUCAAGCUGCCGGUGGAGAUCAGCGGGGCCAUCGAGGAGGAGUUCACGGUCGCCCGGCUCUACAUCAGCAAGAUCAAGGCGGAGGUGAAGGGGGUGGUGAAGCGCUGCCGCCAGCUGGAGGCGCUGCAGGUCGAGUGCCAGCGGAAGAUGGCCGUGACGGGCCGGGAGCUGGCCGCCUGCCAGCUGCUCAUCUCCCAGCACGAGGCCAAGAUCCGGUCGCUGAGCGAGUACAUGCACAGCGUCGAGCUGAAGAAGCGGCACCUGGAGGAGUCGUACGACACGCUGAGCGAGGAGCUGGCCAAGCUGCAGGCUCAAGAGACCGUGCACGAGGCGGCCCGGAAGGACCAGGAGCAGGACCCGAUCCAGGAUGCCGACGAGGUCAAG